AGACAUUGACGAGUGCCGAUCAAGUCCAGAUGUGUGUGGCGGACACCAAUGCAUCAACACCUACGGUGGCUAUUACUGUUCUUGCAGCCCGGGAUACGAGCUGGUCGGAAACCAGUGCCAAGACAUAAACGAAUGCAAUGGAGGCGUCAAGCGCUGUCAGGAACACGAGCUCUGUGUGAAUCUGCCUGGUUCCUUCCGGUGUCAACCCGUUUGUCCAAAGGGUUACAGGCUGGCCGGUGAAUUGGCCGGCAGUGUACCCAACUGCGUAGACAUUAACGAAUGCCAAGUUCCUGAAGGCGCAAAAAGUGCCUGUCCGGAGGGAGCUACCUGCAUCAAUGUACCCGGCUCUUUCCGAUGUCAAUGUGCGGAGGGUCGUCCGCCAGUGGGUAACACCUGUCAAGUUUGGUUUUUUAUUACGGAUUUGCUGACAUGCUGGCCAUCAGAUGUUAUCAACGCUGUUCAUAAUUUUAGUUCAAGCACAACAAGCGUGUCCAACUGGUUUCCGCUGGAGCGUUCAGGCAGGUCGAUGCGUAGUCCUAGCGUGCUUUUAUUCGGCACUGUCCAAGUCAGCGGUUGUUAUCGGAUAAAAGUUAUUGUGCAUGAGCACUACUGUCUCAGCACUUUUUCUGCUGCUCUGAGUAAAAAGCGGAAUCACUGCCUUGCAGAUAUCGACGAGUGUAAUCAACCGAAUGAGCGCAGUCCCUGCCAGUACCAGUGUCACAACACCGUUGGCGGCUACCGCUGCUCCUGUCCACCCGGAUACGAGCUGAACCCUUUAAGCAAUCUGUGCGCAGAUAUUAAUGAAUGCAAAACAUCCGCACACAACUGUUCCCGGGGACAACUCUGUGUCAACACGCCAGGAAGUCAUGUAUGCCUUGAACCAUCCUGUCCAAAGAACUACCAGUUUGACGCCGAAUCAAAGUCCUGUCGAAUCACCUGUGCGGAGAGUAAUCUGCCCUGCCCCCAGGGUGCUCGAUUUGCCGACUCCGUACAGUAUCUCUCCACUCAACAGGCCAACUGUCACUUCCAGCUGCUGGACAAGGCACCCGACACCCCGGUGCAGCAUCGUUCCGAGAACGGCGUAGUCUAUCUGACGCCCGAUUGGCACAGUCCUGACCUACAGACCAAGCCGGGUGAGCAGCAGUACAUCAACGCGGUGGUGGACCAGGCGCGAACCCAGGCACUCACAAACAAACUCUUCUAUCUCUUCUUCCGAGUCUCCUGCUUCUCUGGCCGUUCCGCGCCCACGGGUCGUCAGGAAUUCGAUGUCUACCCCGUGGGAGAGCAGAAGUUGGACACUAACUCGAAGCUCAUCUUCCAGCACUCCUUCUAUGUCUAUAUCUCUGUUUCAAAGUAUCCCUUCUAG
Dibothriocephalus latus is the source of this 1366-nucleotide messenger RNA. The record is from the annotation of a GenBank genome assembly. NCBI's taxonomy places the organism in Eukaryota, Metazoa, Platyhelminthes, Cestoda, Diphyllobothriidea, Diphyllobothriidae.